CCGCCUCCGCGUAGAGGUCGGUGAAACCACCGGAAGGGCGCUCGACCCGCCAGCGGCGAAUCUUGGUUUCGACGGCCGCGAGCGAGCAGUUUGCGUGCGUCGCGUGCCCAUGCGAAGAGACCAUCUCGCAGCUUAUCGGAAAACCGGAAAGCGUCGGAGGUCGCCCUGCUCGGCCGUCCCGUACUGCCCCGUGAAGCCCCGCCGCCGUCACGGUGCCACAAUUGACGCAACCGCCGACGUCACACCGCGGCGCGGCGCUCGCGUCGGCACGUUGAAAAACCGGCCAUCGUCCGCGGACGGGUCGUCAGAGAGCAGCGCGCCAAUCUCGAAGCAGCCAUGUGCGACUCGAAGGAGGAACACCGGUGCGUUGCCAUUUCGGGCGAGACCGUCAAGUCGGUCUGGAAAAGGGUGAUCGACUAUUUCUCGGCGCGUGGCGGCGACAAAGCAGCGGAUGAAGAACUGCGCACCUACGAUGAGGCGCCCGAGUUCCUACGCCAGAACCCGUUCAUACUGACGGGCUACCGCUGCAACUUGGCACUGCGCCGGUGCGCGCGCUCCGCAUUCGAGUGGAACAACGAGACGCUCAACAUUUGGACGCACCUGUCGGGCUUCUUCGUCAUGCUGGCGCUGUUCGUGCACGACCUCGUCCAGCGGCUGGACGAGGUGUCUCCCUCUGCGGUGGACCGCGCGUUCUGCGUCGCCAUCUGCCUGGCGUACAUGACGACGCUGCUGCUGUCGGUGGUGUACCACACGUUCAACUGCCACUCGGAGCAGUGCUACCAGCGGCUGCUCAAGUGGGACGUUCUCGGCGUGGCGCUCAGCCUCAGCAUGACGUUCCUCUCGGGCGUCCACUUUGCCUUCAGCUGCCGGCCGUGGCUGGAGCUCGCCUACGGCGGUGUCGAGCUGCUGCUUGUCGCGGUCGUGCUUGUGCUCAACUUCGCGCCCCGCUUCGCCGACCGAGCGGAGCUGGACCCCGCGCGGCUGCUGGUGCUCAGUUCGCUGGUCCUCUUCGGCCUGGCGCCCACCGCGCACUGGUUCUCUCUCAACGGCGGCCUCGAGGCGCCAAUCGUCCGCCUGCUCCUUCCACGCAUCGCUGUGCUCUUCGGCCUCAUCGGCAUGGCGUUCGCCGUGUACCGCUUCCGACUCCCCGAGUGCCUGUGGCCCGGCCGCGUCGACUACGUCUUCUCGAGCCACCAGAUUUGGCACGUCAUUGUGUUCCUGUCGCUAGUCUGGUGGCACGAGACUGGAUUCGUCUAUUUCCACUUUAUGCGCAGCGGACAGCAGUGCGGCGUGCCCACGUAGUGUUCUUUCGUGUGCGAGGCGUGUGCAGCAGUGUUGUCCCAUGCGGGCGCCCAGCACACACACAUACACAAACAUCGCCCGAGCUGUAGAACGCUUUCCCAUAAUUCUGAUUUCUGCUUGGGCUGUGUGUUUCGCGAAACAUUUGCGCAUACUCAUCCAGAGUAUGGGCCCAAUGUUUGUGUGCUCGUAGCGAGUGGACAGAUACAACUUACGUUGGAACUUUCACGAGACGGACGCUCUCGCACGACUUCAUGCGCGCAUGAUGUGUCGUAUACUGUCCUUUUUUUUUUUUCGAUCACCUGCACAUGUCAUCAAAGUGCAGUGACCUGAGUGGCAAUGCGAGCGCCAGCCACGUCACGCAUACUUUCAAACUUUGCACAUCAUGGGACUUCUUCUCCGAAGGCCGUUCAUCCCUU
Dermacentor albipictus is the source of this 1718-nucleotide messenger RNA. RefSeq names its product progestin and adipoQ receptor family member 3. Gene Ontology annotation, molecular function: signaling receptor activity. The record is from RefSeq and is a predicted model, not a curated record. NCBI's taxonomy places the organism in Eukaryota, Metazoa, Arthropoda, Arachnida, Ixodida, Ixodidae. Gene Ontology annotation, cellular component: membrane.